AUGGCAGCGCCUACUGCCUCGUUACCUUCAGGUCUGCCUAACCCUGUUUCAGCAGGGAGUGAAGAAGAGACGGUAGUGAGAUUUGAUAACGACGAUAUACAAGAAGGAGUGGAAAAAUGUUCGAAAAGUCUGGUUGGAAGAUUGUUGGCGGACAGAGGGUUUAGUUCUGGAACUCUAGAAGCAGCUCUUACAGCCAUCUGGAGACAACCAGAUGGUUUUAAAGUUCUGAAUCAUGGAGGCAAUGUUUUUCAAUUCUUCUUUGAUAAAGAGAUAGAUCUGAUUAGAGUCGAAAAGGGAGCACCUUGGCUCUUUAAGAAUUAUAUUUUGAACCUGAAAAGAUGGGAGGAAGACCUGCAGAUAAAGGAAGAAGAGUUCAUUCACGUCCCUAUCUGGGUACAAUUGUGGGGAGUCCCAGAGCAUUGCAAAACAAAAAAUCUGAGAAAGAAGGUGGGGGAGGCGUUGGGAAGGGUCUUAGAUGUUGAGCUAUUCACGAUUCGAGGGAAAGACGAGAGAAUUCUCAAGAUUCAGGUUUUGCUGGAUAUCACAAAACCCUUAAGAAGAUGGCUCAAAAUUGCGGGCAACAACAAUAAAGUGACUGAAUUAAAGCUCCGGUAUGAGAGGAUCGGAAAUUUUUGUCAUUACUGUGGAUAUAUCGGUCACGAAGUUAGAACAUGCAGCAAUUACCUGAAAGACUCAGUAGCUGGUGAAACUAGAGAGGAGAUGUGGGGGGCAUGGCUUCGGGCUGAGCUGAUUGGGUGGAGAGUGGAUAAGAAAAAAGAGAACCAAAACCCAAACGCUGCUGCAAAUCCAGAGGAGGAACGGUACAAGACCAAAAAACCAACUCCUAUUAGCCUAAUAAGAGGGCUUGCUAGUCUAUCGGUUCAAGACGGCAACUCUCAAAUUAGAGGAAUAGAGAGUGUUCCAAGGAGGGGAGAAACUCAGGAGGGGGAAAGAGGAGAAAAGGAGGAUGGAGCAGACAGUAUGGAAAGAUUCGAAAAAAGAGGUAAAGAAGGUACUAUUGAUGCAGAAAAUUCAAUCCAGCUCAAUACAGAGGAAUGCAGGGUUUUGAGCAGUAAAACUAAUAAUACAAAUGGUAAGAAGACAAUAAGAAGACAGAACUUGAAACUCCUGGCAAGAAAGGGUAUAGGCAGUUCAGUGUUGGGGUCUAAAAGAAGAUCAGAGGAGGAGGAAAAUAAUGCAAGUAGUAAAAAGUUGUGCCAAGAAGUCAGUACACCAGCUGAAUUGGGAGAGGGUGCCACCCAACAUAUGGCACCCCAGAAGGGAUGA
Molecule: messenger RNA, 1287 nt
Organism: Arachis ipaensis
Lineage: Eukaryota; Viridiplantae; Streptophyta; Magnoliopsida; Fabales; Fabaceae
Source: RefSeq, a predicted model, not a curated record